AUGGGUAAAGUCCACGGUUCAUUGGCUCGUGCCGGUAAAGUUAAAAACCAAACACCAAAGGUUGACAAGCAACCAUUCAAGGGUAAGAGAAAGACCGGAAGAUCAAAGAAGAGAUUCCUCUACAACAAGAGAUAUGCUUCAUUGAAGAAGGGUACUAACCCACUCAGAAUGAAGUUGAACUCUAUUGCCAUGCAACAAGAGAUCAAGGAAAAGAAGAAGGCAAGAGUUGAAGAAAUUGCUCAAAAGAAGAAGGAAGCUGGUAAGAAGGAAAAGUAA
Molecule: messenger RNA, 276 nt
Organism: Naegleria lovaniensis
Lineage: Eukaryota; Heterolobosea; Eutetramitea; Acrasida; Naegleriidae
Exons: 1
Coding region: 1-276 (91 amino acids)
Biological process (GO): translation
Cellular component (GO): cytosolic small ribosomal subunit; ribosome
Molecular function (GO): structural constituent of ribosome
Source: RefSeq, a predicted model, not a curated record